Molecule: messenger RNA, 699 nt
Organism: Mitosporidium daphniae
Lineage: Eukaryota; Fungi; Microsporidia
Exons: 1
Coding region: 1-699 (232 amino acids)
Biological process (GO): double-strand break repair via break-induced replication; DNA-templated DNA replication
Cellular component (GO): GINS complex
Source: RefSeq, a predicted model, not a curated record
AUGGACCAAAUUGGCAUUUCUGAUUCCCAUUGUGAUGCGUUGGUGUCACAGCCCGAACAGGACGAACUGCCAGCACAGACACAUUCACUUUUGGAAGCUCUGGAAAAUGCACUGUUUAAUGAAAGGUCAUCUCCCCUCAUUUUGCCGCCCUUUACCCCAUUGUUGGAGGAAAUCAAAGAGGCAAUCGAGUUCCAAGAAAGAUCUUUCGAAAGUGUCGAGAAUUUCUCUUCAAACAUUGAGGCAUACAUGAAUACUAUAAAACUGAUGGAUUUGGAACGAGUCAAGUACCUUUCCCGCUCUUAUAUUGAAAUCCGGAUAGCAAAACUAAACGUCCAGCUGUAUAAUAUUACACCCUCAAAAUCAGAAUCGUGUCUAAUGCCCCACGAGAAGAUCCAUCUGGAAAACAUUCGUAAAUCUACAGACAAAUUUCUGAUCGAAAAGCUGUAUAGCCACUUUCCUGAGCCAAUCAAGAAAAGGCUGAUCUCUGAUGAUUGUCAAGUUAUUGAUAAUGGGCUGGUAUCAGGUUCAAUGCCCCAAAUUAACGGCCACGUUACGUGUUUGAUAUUAGAAGACAUUGGUGAGUAUAUGAUCGAUCCUAUUUUGAUGCUGUCUGUAUCGUGUAAAAAAGGAGACAUUUUCAGGAUGCCAUUUAAAUCUGCUCUGCAAUUGGUUCUAAAAAGUAGCGCUAGAUUAAUAUAA